AUGGCACAAAAUCAGGCACAACAGAAUGUGAUGAGGCGGAAACUUGUCAUAAUAGGUGAUGGCGCCUGUGGCAAGACCUCCCUUCUGUCCGUGUUCACUCUCGGCUAUUUCCCCACUCACUACGUUCCAACAGUAUUCGAAAACUAUGUUACAGACUGUCGUGUUGAUGGGAGAUCGGUGCAGCUGGCCUUGUGGGAUACCGCAGGACAGGAAGAUUACGAGAGAUUGAGGCCAUUGGCCUAUGCCAAAUCGCACGUCAUUCUGAUCGGAUUCAGUGUCGACAGUCCCGAUAGUCUAGAAAACGUACGGCAUAAGUGGAUUGAAGAAGCGAGAGAACGGUGCCCGGAUGUGCCUAUUAUCCUGGUUGGACUGAAGAAAGACCUACGAGAAGACCCAAUGGCAAUAGAAGAGAUGCGAAAGAAAAGUCUGAAGUUCGUCACUCCACGAGAAGGAGCGGAAAUGGCGCAGGCAUGCGGUGCGCGCAAGUAUCUUGAGUGUUCCAGCCUCACAGGUGAGGGUGUGGACGACGUGUUCGAGGCCGCCACCAGAGCGGCCCUUCUCACGUUUAAUGGCAAGCAGGGCGGAGGUGGCUGCUGCGUCAUCCUGUGA
Messenger RNA from Capronia coronata CBS 617.96, 609 nucleotides. Its product is annotated as GTP-binding protein rho2. The record is from RefSeq and is a predicted model, not a curated record. Gene Ontology annotation, biological process: small GTPase-mediated signal transduction. Bases 1 to 609 code for a protein of 202 amino acids. The transcript has 2 exons. NCBI's taxonomy places the organism in Eukaryota, Fungi, Ascomycota, Eurotiomycetes, Chaetothyriales, Herpotrichiellaceae. Gene Ontology annotation, molecular function: GTP binding; GTPase activity.